Molecule: messenger RNA, 3225 nt
Organism: Megalobrama amblycephala (Wuchang bream)
Lineage: Eukaryota; Metazoa; Chordata; Actinopteri; Cypriniformes; Xenocyprididae
Exons: 14
Coding region: 1-2937 (978 amino acids)
Source: RefSeq, a predicted model, not a curated record
AUGGACAGUGAUGGAAAGUCUGCGGAUCAUCUCCAACCUGGGGACCAGAAGGACAGUGAUGGUGAGAGUGAUGUGGCACCAAAGUCUGCGGAUCAUCUAUCACCUGUGGAGCUGAUAGACAGUGAUGGUGAGCAGGACAUGGAACCAAAGUCUGCGGCUCAUCUCCUACCUGGGGACCAGAAGGACAGUGAUGGAGAGAGUGAUGUGGCACCAAAGUCUGCGGAUCAUCUAUCACCUGUGGAGCUGAUAGACAGUGAUGGAGAGAGUGAUGUGGCACCAAAGUCUGCAGACCAUCUGUCACCUGUGGAGCUGAUAGACAGUGAUGGUGAGCAUGACAUGGUACCAAAGUCUGCGGCUCAUCUCCUACCUGGGGACCAGAAGGACAGUGAUGGUGAGCAGGACAUGGAACCAAAGUCUGCCGAUCAUCUCCUACCUGGGGACCAGAAGGACAGUGAUGGAGAGAGUGAUGUGGCACCAAAGUCUGCGGAUCAUCUAUCACCUGUGGAGCUGAUAGACAGUGAUGGUGAGCAUGACAUGGUACCAAAGUCUGCCGAUCAUCUCCUACCUGGGGACCAGAAGGACAGUGAUGGUGAGCAUGAAAUGGCACCAAAGUCUGCGGGUCAUCUAUCACCUGUGGAGCUGAUAGACAGUGAUGGUGAGCAUGACAUGGAACAAAAGUCUGCGGCUCAUCUCCAACCUGGGGACCAGAAGGACAGUGAUGGUGAGAGUGAUGUUGCACCAAAGUCUGUGGAUCAUCUGUCACCUGUGGAGCUGACAGACAGUGAUGGUGAGCGUGAUGUGGAACCAAAAUCUGCGGAUCAACAGCAAAAUCAAAAGAAGGUGGAUCCAUUUGGUGUUCAUCUUUAUACUGAGACAGGACUGGUCAUUCUUGUACAACAUCUAAGGAAAGGACCUGUUACUUUGCAUCUAGAUGCUACUGGAGGGGUUGUGAGUCGAAUUCCAAGUCAGGCAAAGAGAGUGUUCUAUUACAGCAUCAAUCUACCCGGACAUGGAAAAGACAAGCCUCCUCUCCCUGUGUCUGAAAUGAUCACAAAUGAUCAUACAAUUCCUAAUGUUUCCUUCUGGUUGCAUCAAACUGUAACCAAGAUACGGAAACUCACCUUGUACAACAUACACCAGGUUGAAACCGACUAUAGUUGGGCACUCAUCCAGAGUGUCCUAUUGUCGUUCAACAAACAAGAUAUUAAUACAUACCUAAUGGAAAGCUACAAUGUAGUCAAAGGAAACAACACCAUGACAGAGUUCAGGAGAUUAACUGUUCUGCACCUAUGUUCUGCCCAUAUCAUUAAGGCAGUACAAGGAGCUAUUGGCAGAAAAACAACUGACAAGGGUUUGAAAGAGUUUGCUACUCACUGUGUGGCACAACUGAUGAACACAACAAGUCUGCAGAGGGCAUUAGACAUUUUUAAGUGCAUGUGCUAUGUAUUUUACACCAAGUCAAACACACAGUGUGUAAAUCAGUCUCUUCAAACACUUCAGGACCACAUUCGUGGAAUAAUAAUUCCAGAAGAUACACUGGAUGAGAAGCAGGCAGUGGACGACUACAUCCCUCCAGAGGCAAAAACAAUAUUGGCCAGGUCACCAUUUACCAAAGAGUUUGGUAGUGUACUUGAGGCUGUCAUGGCUAUUGAAGAUCCUGAGUUGGAAAAUCAAAUGGACAACAACAAAUAUCAUUGUCCUGAGAUACUGGAUAUUCUGAUGAAAGACUACAUGCCAAUUUUUCCACUCUGGUCAGGGCUAAUGCUGGGUGAUUUGAAAAGAUUCAAAGACAGAGAGUCUAUCAGAGAUGACAGCUACGUACAGAAAACACAUGACACCAACUGUCAUGCUGAAAAUUGGUUCUGUAUCGUCAAAGACAAAAUCCUACUGAAAAAACUGCACCAUCGACCAGCAACAUUUAUUCAAAAAAUGUAUGCAUCAUUGCAGGGAAGGUAUAGAGAACAUAUUCUUCAACAUGACCUUCCAGACAGAAUGUUACAGAAGCGUUUCAAUGUGAAACAACACAGUUUGGAAGACUUUGAAGAAAAAUGGUCCAAGAAGAGCAUGCGUGACCGAAAAGAAAAGAAAACAAAGUACUUUCAUACCCCAGAAGUGAUGCCUUGUCCUAAAAAAACAGCAUCAAAAGCUUCUGUCAGACAGCCAAAGUCAAAAAUAAAGGAGAAGGACAGUGUCCAAGUAGUGUCGGACAGUUCACAGACAUCAAAAGCUUCUGUCAGACAGCCAAAGUCAAAAAUAAAGGAGAAGGACAGUGUCCAAGUAGUGUCGGACAGUUCACAGACAUCAAAAGCUUCUGUCAGACAGCCAAAGUCAAAAAUAAAGGAGAAGGACAGUGUCCAAGUAGUGUCGGACAGUUCACAGGCAUCAAACGAUUCUGUCAGACAGCCAAAGUCAAGAAUGAAAGAAAAGGACAGUGUCCAAGUAGUGUCGGACAGUUCACAGGCAUCAAAAGCUUCUGUCAGACAGCCAAAGUCAAAAAUAAAGGAGAAGGACAGUGUCCAAGUAGUGUCGACCAGUUCACAGACAUCAAAAGCUUCUGUCAGACAGCCAAAGUCAAAAAUAAAGGAGAAGGACAGUGUCCAAGUAGUGUCGGACAGUUCACAGACAUCAAAAGCUUCUGUCAGACAGCCAAAGUCAAAAAUAAAGGAGAAGGACAGUGUCCAAGUAGUGUCGGACAGUUCACAGGCAUCAAAAGCUUCUGUCAGACAGCCAAAGUCAAAAAUAAAGGAGAAGGACAGUGUCCAAGUAGUGUCGGACAGUUCACAGGCAUCAAAAACUUCUGUCAGACAUCCAAAGUCUACAAUGAAAGAAAAGGACACUGAGGACACAACUCAUGUCUGUAAUGAGGACAUUGUACAGGCUUUUUGGAAUUCAAAGGACUGUGAAGUGGUGGUUGUCAGUCAGUUGACAAGAAAGUGACAUAUACAUUGCGCUUAACAGGGUUCAAAACCUUGAAACCACACAACUGGUUGACUGGGGAGGUUAUCGAAAGCUACAUCCAAACCUUGUUAAAUUCCAAAGGUUAUGGAAAGUACAUCUUUUUAUUCAACCACUUCUCUGCCGGUGUUGUUGUAUUUGGGGAGAGAUCUGUCAUGUCCAGGCACAGUUACCGAAAGGUUAGACUUUACGGUUGUUAUUCUGUACAAAAUGAAAAGGUCAAAAAGACAAGUACAAUAAUAUAAUAUAAUAUUUCAACUCAUUUGAAGG